GGCAAGAUAUUUUGGAUUUUGACCAGGCUUAUAAAGGCAACUAAUAAUUAAAUGAAGAGCGAUCAUAAUUAUUAAUUACUUACCAUUCUACCCACUCUUCCCCCUUCUUUCUUUGGUUUUGUUUGUCAAAUCGCCGCCAUGGUUCGUGAAGCAAGGUCCAGACAUCCCAAACAGUCUCUUUUGAAUAAUCGGAUGCUGCAUGUGGAUCGGUCGUGUUCCAAAAAGAGGCGUUUAACACAACAAAGAUGUCAUACCUCGUCUGAUCAGGAUGCUUGGGAUUUCACUGGCACACCGUAUGUUCCUGUUUAUGUUAAGCUACCGUUGGGGAUCAUUAACAUGGAGUGUGAGCUGGUUGAUCCUGAUGGCCUUAGGAAACAACUAGAAACACUCAAGUCGGUUGAUGUUGAUGGGGUAAUGGUUGAUACAUGGUGGGGAAUUGUUGAGGCCAACAAUCCCCAACAGUACAACUGGAAAGGUUACAAGCAACUCUUUUCGAUUGUGCGUGAGUUGGGUCUUAAGUUACAGGUUGUGAUGUCAUUUCAUGAAGCUCGUGAUGAUGACGUUCGUAUUCCAUUACCUAAAUGGAUUAAAAAGAUUGGUCUAGAGAACGACAAUAUCUAUUUCACAGACGGAGAUGGAAGCGUAAACACUGAAUGCCUUACUUGGGGAAUUGACGAGGAGCCUGUUUUGCGAGGCCGUACUGCUGUUGAGGUAUACUUUGAGUAUAUGCAAAGCUUUCAGGAUGAAUUUAGUGAAUUCUUCAACACUAGAAGCAUUUCCAGGAUUCAAAUUGGAUUAGGGGCUCGUGGAGAAUUGCGUUACCCGUCCAACCAUGUAAAAAAUGGUUGGAAAUAUCCUGGUAUCGGUGAAUUCCAGUGCUAUGAUGAAUACCUACGUAAGUGUCUUAAGAAAGCCGCAGAAGCAAUAGGAAUUCCAAAGUGGGGUAGCCCACCUGAUGGUGCGGGCUCUUAUAAUGACGAACCUGAGGAUACCGAUUUCUUUUGUAAAUGUGGUGAUUACAAUAGACCGUAUGGCAGAUUUUUUCUGAAUUGGUACUCCCAGUAUCUCAUUGAUCAUGGCGACAGGGUACUAACCAAGGCCAAAUUGGCCUUUGGAGAUACUCCCGUUUCUGUGAAAUUACCAGGCAUUUAUUGGUGGUACGAAACUAACAGCCAUGCAGCUGAAAUGACAGCUGGAUAUUACAACUCGGUCACCCGUGAUGGAUAUGCUCCAAUUGCUUCAAUGUUAAAGAAGCAUGAAGCUGCUUUAAACUUCACAUGUGUUGAUCUGUCUACAGUAGACGAACAAAAAGACUUUCCGGAAGCAAAGGUUGAUCCUGAAGGGUUAGUUUGCCAGGUGCUGAAUGCUGCAUGGGAUGCUGGUAUACCAGUUGCAGGUGAAAAUGCACUUCCAUGCUAUGAUAGUGAAGAGUACGACAAGAUAUUAGAACAUGUAAAACCAAGAAAUGUUCCAGGUUUUAUGCGUUUGUCUGCUUUUACCUACGAUAGGCUCAAUCAAGAUCUCCUUGAAGAAGACAACUUAAAGGAAUUUCAACUGUUUGUCAAGAGAAUGCACGGUGAGGAUGAGGAGGAUCUUUAAAACUGAAUCCAUAUUUACCGUUUAAGCUGUUUUGCAACUUACCUUUGUGUCACGGGCUAAAUAUUUGAAGGUCGGAAUGUUAUGGGUUGUGCUUGAACACUUGGGUUACUGGCUAGUCCGGGACUUUAUCCGGGACGGUCUCAACGGAUAAGGUGGACAUGCCUAGUCGUGUCUAUGCGACGAACGCACCAGAACUUAAGUUAUGAUACAGUGAUAUGCCAUAUUUAAGUUGAAAUCUUUUGAAAAUCUUGCUUUUAACGAUC
Messenger RNA from Helianthus annuus (common sunflower), 1862 nucleotides. Its product is annotated as beta-amylase 2, chloroplastic. Gene Ontology annotation, biological process: polysaccharide catabolic process. NCBI's taxonomy places the organism in Eukaryota, Viridiplantae, Streptophyta, Magnoliopsida, Asterales, Asteraceae. The coding region runs from base 139 to 1599 and encodes 486 amino acids. Gene Ontology annotation, molecular function: beta-amylase activity. The transcript has 11 exons. The record is from RefSeq and is a predicted model, not a curated record.